Messenger RNA from Zingiber officinale, 2471 nucleotides. RefSeq names its product pentatricopeptide repeat-containing protein At2g22070-like. Bases 63 to 2426 code for a protein of 787 amino acids. NCBI's taxonomy places the organism in Eukaryota, Viridiplantae, Streptophyta, Magnoliopsida, Zingiberales, Zingiberaceae. The record is from RefSeq and is a predicted model, not a curated record. Gene Ontology annotation, biological process: RNA modification. The transcript has a single exon. Gene Ontology annotation, molecular function: RNA binding; zinc ion binding; protein binding.
AAAUUAAUAUAAGUAUAUCAGGGUUUGAAUCUUCCCUCUCCCUCUUCUAUCGCUCUAAACCAAUGCUCCUAACUAGGCCUCAAUCUGUCCUUUCCCGGCCAUUGCUCUCUGAGCCCUAUACUUCUCUCCUCCAGACGUGCCUGCGGACCGAGAACAUCUCCGCCGGUAGAUCUAUUCAUGCCCAUGUCAUCAAAGCCGGUCUCCAACUCGGCGUCUACUUCACCAACAAUCUCAUCCACUUCUACUCCAAGUUCGGAUUUUUCAGCGAUGCCCACCUUGUGUUCGACGAGAUGCCCCUGAAGAACAUUUUCUCCUGGAACUCCUUGCUGUCCAUGUAUGCCAAAGCCGGAAUGACUCAGGUGGCGAACAACGUGUUCGACAAAAUGCCUGAGAGGGACUCUGUUUCUUGGACCACAAUGAUCGUGGGAUUUAAUCAGGUGGGAGAUUUUGAGCGAGCUGUUUGUUUGUUUCUGGAGAUGCUUCGCUUCGGCGUUCCACCUUCUCACUUCACAUUCACAAAUGUGCUCUCGUCGUGUGCCGCCCUUGAGGCAUUAGAUAUUGGCAGGAAGGUUCACACUUUUGUGGUGAAGCUUGGACUAAGUAGCGUUGUUCCAGUUGCUAAUUCCCUUAUUAACAUGUAUGGGAAGUCGAGGGAAGCAGUGACUGCAAAGGCUGUUUUUAAUAGGAUGAGAUUGAGGAGUGUGUCGAGUUGGAAUUCAAUGAUUACCUUGUAUGCUCAAUCUGGAAGGAUGGAUCUUGCUCUUGACCAACUUGAGCAGAUGGAGGAGCGCAGCAUUGUUUCUUGGAAUGCAAUGAUCGCAGGGUACAAUCAGAAUGACAUGAACCAGGAGGCAAUGGAAUUCUUCUCGCGGAUGCUUAAAGACCAAUCUGCAGCCCCUGAUACCUUCACUUUUACCAGUGUUCUUUCUGCAUGUGGCUACCUUGGAAGGUUGGAUGUAGGGAAGCAAAUUCAUUCUCACAUUAUAAGAACUGAACAGUCUCUCCAUAUGCAUCUUGUAAAUGCUUUGAUCUCUAUGUACUCCAAAUCAGGUGGGGUUGAAAUUGCUCGAAGGCUUGUUAAACAAACAGUGGCUACUGAUCUCAAUGUCAUAUCCUUCACUGCACUUCUUGAGGGUUAUAUUAAGCUUGGAGAUUUGCAACCAGCUAGAGAAAUCUUUGAGCUGAUGAAAAAUCGUGAUGUUAUUGCUUGGACUGCUAUGAUUGUUGGGUAUGAGCAAAAUGGUUUUAAUAGUGAAGCUAUGGACCUCUUCAGGUUGAUGCUUGACAAAGGCCCUAAGCCAAACAAUUACACAUUGGCCGCAGUACUAAGUAUCUGUUCUACCUUGGCAUCUUUAGACAAUGGAAAGCAAAUUCACUGCAAAGCUAUCAAAUCCGGGAACCUGUCUGUCUCAGUAAGCAAUGCCCUUAUUACAAUGUAUGCUAAAUCUGGAAGCAUCACAGGAGCUAGAAGAGUGUUUGAUCAGAUAUGCCAACUUAAAGAAACAGUCUCAUGGACUUCAAUGGUCAUCGCAUUAGCUCAACAUGGUCUUGGAGAAGAAGCUAUAACCUUGUUUGAAGAGAUGAUCAACACAGGUGUGAAGCCUGACCAUAUAACCUAUGUCGGUGUCAUCUCAGCCUGUACACAUGCAGGACUGGUGGAACAAGGCAAGCAGUAUUUUCAGUGGAUGCAGACAAAACAUCUGAUUCAACCCACACAAAGCCAUUAUUCAUGCAUGAUUGAUCUCUUUGCACGUGCUGGUUUACUACAGGAAGCACAAGAAUUCAUCAAACAUAUGCCUAUAGAUCCAGAUGAUAUAGCAUGGGGUUCUCUUCUUGCUGCUUGUAAAGUUCACAAAGAUGCAGAGCUGGCAAAGAUUGCUGCAGAAAGAUUACUAGCAACUAAUCCUGACAAUAGUGGUGCUUAUUCUGCACUUGCUAACGUCUAUUCUGCAUGUGGCAGAUGGAAUGAUGCUGCUAAGAUUUGGAAAUCAAUGAAGGACAAAGGAGUGAGGAAAGAACAAGGAUUCAGCUGGAUGUACUCAAAGAAUAAGGUUCAUGUCUUUGGCGCUGAUGACGGAUUGCACCCACAGAGAUAUGAAAUAUAUCAGAUGGCUGCAAAGCUCUGGAAAGAGAUUAAGAAAGCAGGUUUUGUUCCAGAUACACAAUCUGUGUUGCAUGACAUAGAUGAUGAGUUGAAGGAGGAAUUACUAAGUCGUCACAGUGAAAAACUUGCUAUAGCUUUCGGUUUGAUCAGUACACCCAAGAACACUACUCUAAGGAUUAUGAAAAACCUAAGAGUUUGUAAUGAUUGUCACUCUGCAAUAAAGUUUAUAUCCAAAUUUGUAGGAAGGGAAAUUAUUGUGAGAGAUGCUACUCGCUUUCACCAUUUUAGAGAUGGAUUUUGCUCGUGCAGAGAUUUCUGGUAGAAUGUAAAAUAUUUUGGCAUAUGGAGAAAAACUUUUAUUUAUUUA